Hydractinia symbiolongicarpus is the source of this 827-nucleotide messenger RNA. RefSeq names its product protein cornichon homolog 4-like. The transcript has 5 exons. The record is from RefSeq and is a predicted model, not a curated record. Gene Ontology annotation, biological process: endoplasmic reticulum to Golgi vesicle-mediated transport. NCBI's taxonomy places the organism in Eukaryota, Metazoa, Cnidaria, Hydrozoa, Anthoathecata, Hydractiniidae. Gene Ontology annotation, cellular component: COPII-coated ER to Golgi transport vesicle; endoplasmic reticulum membrane. The coding region runs from base 29 to 499 and encodes 156 amino acids.
UUUCAGAUAAUCUGUAAACUAAUACAUUAUGGGUGCAACCGUUGUUUACGUGUUUGGACUAAUAGAUUCUACAGUUCUGUUGUUCAUGGCUGUUUUCUAUAUAGUGACACUUUCUGAUCUUGAAUGCGAUCACAUCAAUGCUGCUACAUGCUGUGGUCGCUUAAACAAGAUUAUCAUUCCAGAAGCAGCGCUUUUAGGCUUGUUAAAUAUAGCUCUAAUUUUUAAUGGAAGUUUUGCUUUAUUGGCAUUCUCACUACCCAUGUUUGUUUGGUUAAUCUACAGAAUUGCGGCGAAACCUAAGGGCAAUAUAGCGUAUUUCGAUCCCGCCGAAAUUUAUAAUCGACAACAAGUGAAAACAUUUACAAACGAGGCUAUUGUGAAACUGAUGUAUCAUUUAUUUGGAUUCUUUGUCUUCUUAUAUUGUAUGAUUAUGGAGCUUGUAUCAGAUGAUGAUAAUUCGAUGCACCCUUUUCCACCUCUGCCACACGAAGGAAUGUGAAACAAAUCUGCUCCGUCUAAUAGCAAUGUGUACGCACAUCAACUUUCUAGAACGUCACUUAAACAAUACACUUCUUGCAGUUAUUGGUGUGAAGACAUGAAGGUCAUGUGAUGGUCCAGUGAACAGAUCUAUUUACUGACAUUGUUUUUCUCGUUUAUUUUUUUUUUAGUAUAAAUAUCUAAUAUUGAUUUCUUGUCCUAGAUAUAUUUAUACACCAGCCAAAUUUAGUAUAUCUUUUUUUAUUUGUAUAUUUUAAUACGUUCAUUUAUUAAAAAGAACAUUUUUGUAUACCUUACAAGCCAAUAGAUCUUGCUUUAAGAAAAGUGAA